Ilex paraguariensis (yerba mate) is the source of this 1999-nucleotide messenger RNA. Lineage: Eukaryota; Viridiplantae; Streptophyta; Magnoliopsida; Aquifoliales; Aquifoliaceae. The record is from the annotation of a GenBank genome assembly.
CAGGUGAUAUGCACAAAAUGCAAUAAUGUGUCAAAUCAGUUUGAAAAUAUGAUGGAUUUAACUGUGGAAAUUCAAGGGGAUGCUGCAUCUUUGGAGGAAUGUUUAGACCUAUUCACAGCAAGAGAGCCGCUUCAUGGGGAUAAUAUGUAUAAAUGUGAUGGAUGCAAUGACUAUGUCCUGGCAUGGAAGCGCCUUAGUAUCCGACGGGCUCCAAAUGUUCUUACAAUUGCCUUAAAAAGGUUUCAGAGUGGGAGAUUUGGGAAACUCAAUAAGAGGGUGACUUUCCCCGAGACUUUAGAUAUUACUCCCUACAUGAGUGAAACAGGAGAUGGUAAUGAUGUUUACAAGCUAUAUGCAGUUGUUGUCCAUGUGGACAUGCUGAAUGCAUCAUUCUUUGGUCACUACAUUUGUUAUACCAAGGAUUUUCGGGGGAACUGGUACAGGAUUGAUGAUUGUAAGGUUAAUCUUGCUGAUUUGGACGAGGUGCUUUCUCAGGGAGCUUAUAUGCUUUUGUAUAGCAGAGUUUGUCCUCGGCCAUCAUGCUUAUAUCCUUCUGAACCCUUAAAGGAGGAGCAGGGAAUGGUGAAAAUUGUUCAAGAAGGGGAGCAUUUCCGAAAACAACCUGUUGAAUGCUUUUCUGCAGCAGAGGUAACUGAUACAGCUAGAGUUUCUGCUUCCUUGUCAUCUGAUGGAAGUUCAGUGUUGAAGGUUUCUAACUGCAAAGAUGAGUCAACUUCCAUAAUUAGUCCUGAAUAUAUAAAAGAAGAUUUGGAUACAAUGGACAUUGGGCCAAGCUCAUCUGUUUCAAAGGAUGUUGGGAAUGGAUGUUGUAAUGCAGUCAAAGAAAUUGCUUCUCCUGUUAAACAUGCGCAUAGACUGGUCUCUGGGGUUACUUCUUUGGAUGAUUCAUAUUCUACUGAAGCUAAUAUUCUGCAACACAAACCACUUUCCCGUAUGUUGGAUGCUGAGAACGGAAAUGGAUCUAGUAAAAAUAGUGCCAAGCAUUGUGUUGAAAUGGAUUCUUUAACAGCUUUCUCUGUGUCUACUCAGAAGAAUGUCUGUGAGAAUGGUGAAACACCCCAUAAAAAUUCUGUUGCUGCUUUAACCCCAGAUGAUGUCCGCCAUGAAGAGAAUUGUGUUAAUUCCAGAGCUAAGCCAGAGAAGGUCGAGUCUGGAAAGGAUGUGCAAUCUUCUAGUGGUAGUGAAGAUUCUGCGGGGAAAUUGGAUGGAAGCAACACUCGGGCAAAAUUGAAGCCACUAUUUCCUCCUGGGUUUCUUGGGAAGCGCACACGAGGCAAAUACAUUAAGCGAGAUGGGAAAGUCCUUGCGGAAUUUAGUGAACCUGUCUCGGCAUGCAAUGCGAACUGUCAAAAGAAUGACACUUACAGCCCUAAUUCAUGUCAUCAAAAUGGUUCGCCAUCUAGCAUCAUUUUGCAGAAACAAAGUGGUAUUAAAGAUGACUGGCCACUGGUAGGAGAGGAAAUUCCUGCCGGCAAUGGUAAUUUCUUGGAGCCGCUGGAAACCAAGCCUCCCAGACAGACGGAAACAAAAUGACUGGCUGAAGAAUGAAGAUUGAUUGCUUGCAGUUAGACUUUUACAAGAAUCUCCCUGUUUACAUUGACAAUUGCAUUGAGGAAGUUUUUGGAAAAAGAUCACCAUCUUGAGUCCAGCAUUGCCCUUAGUAGCCAAAUUGUGUUGAGGGUGGAGCUGCUGUACUUAAAGUUGGUAUCGAAACGGGAAUGGUUCUAGUUGCAGGUGCAGCAGAUUAUUCUAUCGUACUCAUGGCUUAGCAGAGUUAUGGAGAAUCAGAUAAAAGGGAGGUAGAAAUAAUGGAUCCUAAUUUAGUUAAAGUCAAUUCUUUGUCUUGUUUAUAUCCUCUGUUCCCUCCCAUCACCAUAAGGAAAUGAUUAAUCUGGGCAUUUUAAUCCGGGGUCUCAUUAUUCACACAAAUGUUGGAUGCCCUUGAACUCGAUUACAAAUGCAAAUACGCCAUUGGUAG